CGAAAAAAAAUGAUUUAUAUAAAGUUUUUCGUAAUUUAUAUGAGAACAAAAAAUUGGGUCCAAACAUUUUUCCAGCAUUUGAUGAAAACAUGAUUUAUUCCUCUGCCGAAUUCGGUAAUCAAAAACGUUUAAAUGUCACUAUAGAAGGAAAACAAUUUAUUGCUAUCCUUAAAUUUAGUGCCGAGAUUGAUUUUAAUUUAUUGAAAAAUUAUAUUGAACAAGAUAAUUAUCAAAUUCUGGAUAGUAAACUUUUAAACCUCUUGCGAGUUCUCAAUAUAUAUCUUAAUUCUGAUGUUCGUUCAAGAAACUUAACUCUUGGAAGGAGAACCUUUCCAAUUCCCGAUAAACCACAAUAUUUAUAUGGUGGACUUGAACUUAUGUUUGGAUUUUAUCAAAGUAUUCGUUUAGGGUGGAAUCAAUUACUUGUCAAUCAUGAUAUUUGUGCCACAACAUAUUAUCCAUCGGGAAAGUUGAUUGAUUUACUUCCUUUAAUUCUCUCUCAUGUAAACUUACGUAAAGGACUUUAUGAUAGAGAUAUUCAAAAUCUUAAACGAUUUUUAAAAAAUUUAAAAUUUACUACUACUUAUUCUGAUUCUGAAAAAACUAUUACUGAUAUUACCUCCCUGCCUGCUAGUAAACAAACUUUUAUGAAAGAUGAAGUGCAAACUACUGUUAAAAAAUAUUUUGAAGAUUCAGAAUUACCAUUAGUAUAUCCAAACCUUCCGUGUAUUGUAGUUAAAAAAGGUUAUCGCACUAGUUUCUUUCCUUUAGAAGUAUGUGUGUUGGUUCGUGGUCAAAAACAUAAGACUGAUGACCUCACUCAACUUCAGCAAGAGGAUAUGAUUAAAAAGACUGUGAUUGGACCAAAGGAGAGAUUUGAUAGGAUAAAUAAAGGUAUUCAAAAGGAGUACAAACAUGGAAGUGAUAAAAGGUUACAGUCUAUUGAAUUUCAUGUGGAUAACAGUGGAUUCAUGAAACUCAUUUCACCAAACAUGAUUGUUAACAAUAAACAAAUAACUACAGAAAAAGGGGAAUGGGAGAUUAUUAAAUUUAAUGAGAGUGACGAUUUAUAUAAUUGGUCUGUAGUUUGCUUUGAUUUAGAACUAAAAAUUAACUUAAUUGAGUCUGCAAUCAGACUCUUGAAGGAAGUAUUAAUUUCAAAAGGCUUGCAACAAGAAGAAGAUUGUUUAUACGCAAAAAUAAAAAGAAUUUGCUAUUUGGAAUUAGGCAUUAUGAACCAAUGUAUUCUAACUAAGGGUCUUAAAGAUAAUCGUAGAUUAAGACAAGUUUUUAAUAAUAUGGCAUUAAAAAUAAAUGCUAAACUCAAUGGUAACAAUUCUCGGUUGGCCGAUGAUGUUUAUCAUCCAAGUAGAGAUGAUAAGAAAAAAGGUCGACCUAGUGUACCUGCAAUUUGUGGUUCAAUGAAUGACACUUUAACAGAAUAUUGUUGUCGUUAUCGUAUGAAUGAGAAGUUAAGACAUGAUGUUGAUAUUAUAGAGAAUCUUAAUGAUAUGGUUUUAGAAUUAUUUGAACAACGUAAAGCCAGAGGAGGUCUUCUUCCAGACCAAAUAAUUUUUUAUCGAGAUGGCGUUGGAGAAACACAGUUUGAAACUGUUAUAGAGGAUGAAUUGGAACCCUUACUUGUUGCUCUUAAAGAUUAUUAUAAAUCUGAAAAUCUGCCACCACCAAA
This is a messenger RNA of Racocetra fulgida, 1690 nucleotides long. The record is from the annotation of a GenBank genome assembly. Lineage: Eukaryota; Fungi; Glomeromycota; Glomeromycetes; Diversisporales; Gigasporaceae.